UUGUCAUCAUUUUCGCAAACUGCAGUAAUGGUAAGGCAGUAUGACCACCGCUCUCUCAAAAGUCGAGAUAUCAUACAUCAGAUCGUCUCUUCUCUCCGCCCCACCAUUACGUGCGGAUGGACGUUCGCCAGAGGAUUUCCGGCCUAUCGCGAUCGAGACUGGGGUAGCACCAUUAGCCAACGGGAGUGCAAGAGUCUCGAUUGGGGAGUCUCGCACUGGCAGAGAGACAGAAGCGGAGGGUGCUGGAGGCGGCACGGAGGUCGUCGCUGCAGUGAAACUCGAGGUAGACGGAGUCGGUGAAGACAAAGAAGGGGGCAAAGUCAUUUGCAACGUAUCCUGUUCCCCGGCGGCUUAUCCUCACUUGUCAUCACCUGCACUUGACGACCUUCAAUCGGACCUCACCUCCGUGCUAGGGAGCGUGCUCUCCCAUCCUUCGCUAUGCCCAAAAAAUUUGGUGAUUGUUCCCGGGCAAAAAGCUUGGGCUCUAAGGCUCGACACCAUCAUAUUUGCUGAUGCGGGCAACGUUCUCGACUCUCUCAUGAUGGCCUGUCGCGCUGCACUUGUGGACACGCGGGUUCCGAGUACGAGAAGUGUGGAAUAUCGUGCUCCGGGGAGACGGAACGAGGUGUCAGACGAUAUCAUGGACGUCGACGAGGGUAGAAAUGGUCCAUCAAGCCUGCUGGAAACCCGAGAACCUAGCCGCAUAGUAGAUUUCGAACUCACUGACUAUUGGGAUGAAGGAGGGGUGCUCGAGGCGAGGGAUUCCUGGCCUGUUUGUGUUACGCUGAACAUGCUUCCUACUAUGCAUUUCCUUGAUGCAACGUCCCAGGAAGAGUCCGCAAUCCCGUUAAGGCUACACGCUAUGUUUGCAUUUCCGGGAGGCAAGCCCACGUUACACGGCAUGAGGAUGGCGGGUGCAGGCACAUCCGACUUGUCACAAAUUAGAAUAUUGUUGAAGGAUGCGGAAAAAUAUGCCCGAAAUAUGUGGACUGGGCUGGAGGCGAAGCUUGCAGAAGAGGAAGCGCGUAGGAGCAUCAAAGCACGGGAGACAGUUCUAUGGCAGGCGGCGACGAUAACCAACACAUUCCCCAACGCUUGACAACCUUCGACAUGUGGAUUUUCUUCCAGCGUCAAGUGUAUUUGAUAGUGAUGGAUACUGAGUUAGGCAGCAUUGCAAUGUAAUGUAUGACUUAGCUCGUACAGAUUCAGUAAUGCACAGCUUGCACCAGCAAAACAUCAACCUCUUA
Molecule: messenger RNA, 1247 nt
Organism: Pisolithus orientalis
Lineage: Eukaryota; Fungi; Basidiomycota; Agaricomycetes; Boletales; Pisolithaceae
Product: ribosomal protein S5 domain 2-like protein
Exons: 4
Coding region: 41-1099 (352 amino acids)
Biological process (GO): U1 snRNA 3'-end processing; nuclear polyadenylation-dependent mRNA catabolic process; nuclear mRNA surveillance
Cellular component (GO): nuclear exosome (RNase complex); cytoplasmic exosome (RNase complex)
Source: RefSeq, a predicted model, not a curated record